AUGUACACCAGCAUCCUCUUCAGCACAUUCCUAGCCACGGCAUUUGCGGCACCGCUUGUCCAACGACAGUCUCCUCAGACUGGCGGGAAUGAUAGCUGGCAACCCGCGUCAGACACAACCACAACAUGCGCCACAUCCGACAAGUCGAUCAGCUUCGUGCGUGGGCCUCAGCUCGAUACCGUGCUCGAUAACGCCUGCGCUGCUAUGAUGCCUCCUUGCGCUUAUCAAGACCGCGUCGCUAAGGGUACAGUCUGCACCGCAACUGUCGAUUACCCGCUUGACGGCCCCAAGAGCAACACACAGCACGCCAACGUAGUUGACAAAGAUGGAAACAGCAUUAGCGGUUGGGACAUCAAGUUCGAUGUCACCCCAGCUACCCAGCCUGACAACUCUGCUGGUGUUUUCUGGAAGGUCGAAGACUGCUACGGCUACUUCGCCCGCAUGCUCGAGAAGUCGGGAUCAGAAGGCUGUCAUAACGGCGUGGGUUCUGGUAUCGGAAGUGCCAAGGUCGGCGGUGACAGCUCGUUGGCUGACACGGAGUUCAAGGUCACCAUCGUGACCAGGGAAGCUUAA
Messenger RNA from Alternaria burnsii, 573 nucleotides. RefSeq lists its product as uncharacterized. The transcript has 2 exons. Bases 1 to 573 code for a protein of 190 amino acids. The record is from RefSeq and is a predicted model, not a curated record. NCBI's taxonomy places the organism in Eukaryota, Fungi, Ascomycota, Dothideomycetes, Pleosporales, Pleosporaceae.